Molecule: messenger RNA, 3295 nt
Organism: Salvelinus namaycush (lake trout)
Lineage: Eukaryota; Metazoa; Chordata; Actinopteri; Salmoniformes; Salmonidae
Product: kinesin-like protein KIF20A
Exons: 18
Coding region: 197-2920 (907 amino acids)
Biological process (GO): microtubule-based movement
Cellular component (GO): kinesin complex; nucleus; microtubule
Molecular function (GO): microtubule binding; ATP hydrolysis activity; ATP binding
Source: RefSeq, a predicted model, not a curated record
GUGGCUGUGCGCGAAGGCUAACAAGGGGACAUUUGCCAGGUGGAGUUUCAUGGCUAGAUCGAGUAAGUUGUUUCGGUUUCAAAAGUUCGAUUUUUGGCAUUUACGAGGAUAACUCACAGACGCCGCUCAUCCCCUUGACUGACGAGACCUGCAAACUUGACUUUUGGCUCUCAAUUUAUUCACCCAACAGGUUGUUAUGGCAUUAUCUAUGGCGUCUCCGUGUGGAGUCCUGUCUAACGAGGAAGAUGGCAUGGCUGUGUUUGAAUCGACGGCAGCUGACAUCGGAGGCCGACUGAACGGGGUCACUCUGCCUGAGCUCUCCAUCAUCUCCCCGGGGCUAGAACAUCGGCCAUCCAUCAGAGAGAAAACGUUGGUGAAGCCUGGAGUGGCCAGAAAAGGCAACGGUGACGAGGGGAGCACUGACAGAGUGAGGGUGUUUCUGCGUAUCCGCCCUCUGACCGAGGGAGAGAAGGAAAGAGGAGAGGAACAGGGCUGUGUGUGUGUGCAAGACGAAGAGAGCCUGAUGCUCAAAGCCCCCAAAGACUCCCAGAACAUGAAGUGUGCAGAGAGGGGAGUCGCCCAGAGCGUGCACAAAUUCAGCUACUCACGGAUCUUUGGCCCGGAGACCACACAACAGGAUUUCUAUGAGAGCACAAUGAAGGAGAUGGUGAGAGACGUGCUUCGUGGAGAGAGCCGUCUCCUCUACACAUACGGCGUCACCAACUCUGGCAAGACCUACACCGUUCAGGGAGUGGGUCGAGAGGCAGGCCUCCUUCCCAGAGCCCUGGUGUCUGUGUUCAGGAAGCUGCAGGGCCGCCUCUACGGGGCCAUGGACCUCAAGCCUGUCCUCUACCAGGAGGUACGCCAGCUGAACGCCGGUGAGGUCCGGGCUGAGGAGAUCCGCAGAGACUCUCUGCUCAAAGAGGAGGGUGGCAUGACUUCUCGGAUGCGUGACGGCACCAGUACCUGGGACAGCGGCAUCGGUGGACUCUCCAUAACCAGCCACAUCGCCACCCAGCUAGAAGACUCAGACAACAGUGUGUUUCUGGAACCCGACAGCCUGUCCCACAGUGAAGGGGAGGACCUGGAGGAGGGAGUGCAGUUCUCUGUGUGGGUGGCCUUCUAUGAGAUCUACAAUGAAUUCCUGUACGACCUGCUGGAGGCUCCGCCCUCCCUGCAGCCCAAGAAGAGGGCCACUCUGCGGCUGAGUGACGACAAGCAGGGGAACCCUUACGUGAAAGACCUCACCUGGGUGCAGGUCCGCAGUGCAGAGGAGGCUUGGAGAGUGCUCAGGGCUGGCCGGAGGAACCAGAGCUUUGCCAGCACUCACCUCAACCACAACUCCAGCCGCAGCCACAGCAUCUUCUCCACCCGGAUCCUGCACGUCCACCCAGAGGCUGACCAGGGCCAGGCCACACUCGUCAGCGAGCUGUCUGUCUGCGACCUGGCUGGCUCAGAGCGUUGUAAAGACCAGCGCAAUGGGGAGCGGAUGAAGGAGGCCAACAAUAUCAACACCUCCCUCCACACCCUGGGCCGCUGUAUCGCUGCUCUGAGGCACAACCAGAACAACAAGCCACGAGCCCCUCAGGUGGUGCCGUUCAGAGACUGUAAACUGACCCGAGUGCUCCAGGGCUUCUUCUGCGGCCGCGGGCGCUCCAGUAUGGUGGUCAACAUCAACCCCUGUGCUUCGACCUACGACGAGACCCUCCAGGCCCUCAAGUUCUCUGCCAUCGCCACACAGCUGGUCCAUGGGCCGCCCACUAAGACCCGGGUGGCCUACAUCCUGUCCCUGCUGCGGGAGCCCCAGCCUCACUCCAAUGACAUCACUCUGAUGGAGGACGACGAGGACAGUGAUGGUGAAGAGGGGGACAUCACCAUGUUCGAUUCAGAUGCUCUGCUGCGGGCCAUCGAGGUGCUGAAGAGGGAGGUGCAGCGGCAGCGGGAGGAGAAGGAGGUGCUGGAGGCCAACAUCAGGGAGCAGGUGUUCUCUGAGAUGAUGGAGGUCAUCUCUGGUAUGGAGAAGGACUUCAGCCAGACCCUAGAGACAGAGAGGGCUCUGUUGGAGGAGAGGUUUGAGGACAAGAUCAACAACCUUCAGAAAAGUCUCAAGAGAUACUACAACCAGGAAAUGGAGGAGCGUGAUGAACAGAUAGUGGCUCUGAAUGCUGCCUUGGAGAAGGGAGAGGUAGCGCUAGCAGAGCCAGCCCCCCUUCCCCUCUUCCCACCCAUGGCCCUGGGAGGAGUCUCGGAGGGGCCCGCCCCCCGUCGCUCCCAGCGCCUGGCCUCCACAACCACAGGAGAGCUGAGCAGAGUGCGGGCUGAGCUGCUGGAGAAAAAACAAGAGCUGAGGUGUUUCCAGGGGCAGCGCACACCACCAGAGCCCUCAGACGCCCUGACCAACACUGCCAACCGCAAGCUGGUGGAGGGCCAAAAGAACCUGCGUCAGUUGCGUCUGGACCUGCAGAAGCUGGGUUUGAACCUGCAGUCUGGAGAGAGGGCAUGCUGCCGCAACACAGACGGGGAGAGGCUGCGCCAUGCGCUCGCAGCUGCAGACGGCACACUGGCCAAACAGGACCAGACCUUGGUGGAGCUGCAGAACGGCCUGCUGCUGGUCAAGGCUGACCUGAGGAGGAAGGCAGAGUGCCUGGCCCAGAUGCAGAUGCCCCCCUCUGCCUCUGCUACGCCCGGCUCCUGUAAGAAGAGGGGCUGUGGGGCAGGGGCAGCAGCAGGCAACACUGAGAACCAGCCCCCAGAGAAAAGACCCUUCUUCCUCUCCUUUUUCCCACAACGCACCCCGUCACGAAACAAACAGGGACGCCGUGAGGAUCAAACCACACGCCACUCACAGAUUCUGCGCUCCCACCUGACUCCUUCCUCUAGUCCCUGCCCCUCUGGCAGGUACAGGGUCACAAAGUGUUAACUUGAGAGCUGAAAAUCAGGAGUCUGUAUUUAUAUUCAUAUCCCAUUAUGCAAACCAAAUUUUAAAUGUGUACUGUUUACUUGUAAUGGCACGUUUCAAAUAUGUCACUUUAUUUUAUACCAAAUGUUACUGUAAAUACACGAAGGUGUCUUCCUAUUGGAUGUGUUUUUGUAGAGCAACUCUUGUGGGCCCCUAGACAGUUCAAUUUUUUUUGUAAUCCCGAACUAGCACACCUGAUUCAAGUGUCUUAAUGAUUAGUUGACAAGGGGAAUCAGGUGUGCUAGCCGUGGAAUAGUUAAUAUACAUGGAACAGUUGGGGGUUUGAGGAUUUCAAAUAUCUUGUUUGAGUAUUAAACACAUUUAUGAUAUGAGUAA